UAAUAAAUGAAAUAUACUAUAUAACAUAUAAGGCUUGUUCUCUCUCUCUCCCUCUCUCUCUCUGAUAUUCCUGUAAUUUUGUAGACCAGAUUCUGCAUUUUAUAUUCAUACUCUCUUCAAGUAGAAGAAUUAUUUACCCUCUUAAAGAAGAAUUGUACACUCUUUGUUGAAGAAGAAUUAUAUACACUCUCUUGAAGAUGAAUUAAACACUCUCUUGAGGAAGAAAUGUAUAUGCUCUCUUGAAGAUGAAUAAAACACUCUCUUGAAUAAGAAAUAUACAUUCUCUCUAGAAGAAUUAUACACAUUCUGGCAAAAGAUUUAUGCACCUUCUGGAAAAAUAUUUACUUUCUAGAAAAAUUAUACACUCUGUUGAAGAGUGUUUAUGCCUUUUAGAAGACUUAUACACUCUUUCUUGAAGAAGAACUACACUCUCUUAUAUACUCUCUCUGGAAGGACAAUUAUAUGCUUUGUGAAAGGUUUAUACAGUCUUUUGAAGAAUAAUUAUACACCCUCCAUGGAAUAAAAAUCAUACACUCUCUAUGGAAGACAUUAUACAUGCUCUGUAUACACACACUUGAAAAGAAUUAUAGAUUUUGAAGAUGAAUCAUACACUCUCAGGAAAAACAAUUAUACACUCACUGGAAGAAGAAUUAUACACGCUCUUAAAGAAGGAUUAUACAUACAAUGGAAAAAGAAUUAUACACUCCGUGGAAGAACUGUAUAGCUUUUGUGGAAAAAUUGUAUACACCCUCUGGGAGAAAAAUUAUACAAUUUCUGGAAGAACAAUUAUACAUGCUCUCUGGAGGAAAAAUUAUAUGCUUUUGGGAAUAAGAAUGAUAUACUCUCUAGGAGAAAAAAUAUACACGCUCUGUAAGGAUAACUAUACACUCACUGGUGAAAGAGUUAUACAGACCCUUGAAGAAGAAUUAAACACUCUCUGGGAUAAAAAUUAUACACACUCUGGUAAAAAAAUUAUACAUUCAUUGGAAGAGUUAUGCAUUCACUGGAAGAAGAAUUAUACAUCUUCAGGAAGAAGAAUUAUAAACACACUGGAAGAAGAAUUAUACAACCUUUUGAAAAAGAAUUAUACACACUCUGGAAGAAGAAUUAUAAACACUCGACAAGAAUUAUACAACUUGUUGAAAAAGAAUUAUACACAUUCUCAGAAAAGAGUUAUACAUCCUCUUGAAACUGAAAUAUAUACACCCACUGGAAGCUUAUCUGUCCUCUAAAAACAAGAGGUUACUUCUCUGGAGACUUUUACAAGACUCAAAGACUCGAAAUUGGAAAUGCAAUUAAAGGAAUGAUUAGGAAUGAAACCAAAACUGCGGAAGACUGAUUCAAACUGAAGAUGCAGAAGAAAAGACAAGAAAAUGUA
Molecule: messenger RNA, 1378 nt
Organism: Octopus bimaculoides (California two-spot octopus)
Lineage: Eukaryota; Metazoa; Mollusca; Cephalopoda; Octopoda; Octopodidae
Source: RefSeq, a predicted model, not a curated record